AGCUCUCUCUUUACUCACUUAAAUGGCCUUCUCUCCUCCCUUCCUUCUCCUCAUCUUCUUAGCCUUCUUCCUCUCCCUCUCUUCCGCUCUCGGUGAUGCUGCUGCCGACACUAGUACUCCGAAGACUUACAUCAUCUCUGUCCGGAAUGACCUCAAACCCUCUGUGUUUUCCGACGCCGAGAACUGGUACACCUCCUCCAUUCUCCAUGCCCUCUCCUCUUCCACCGACUCUCUUGAGAGUUCCUCCCGACGGACACAUGGCAUACGUAAGCCCCUCCACGUGUAUCGCACCGUCUUCGUCGGCUUCUCCGCCGUGCUAUCGUCGGCCGAGGCCGACCUCCUCCGGUCCGAUCCGGCGGUCCUUGCCGUCCUGCCCGACCGUCCCCGCCAACUCCACACCACCCGCUCCCCCCUCUUCCUCGGCCUCGUCUCCGCCGACUCCAAGCCCAACCGCCUCCUCGCUGCUGCCGACUCCGGCUCCUCCGUGGUCAUUGCCCUCGUCGACACUGGCAUCCGCCCCGAUCAUCCGAGCUUCGCCGACGACGGCCGCCUCCCCCCUCCUCCCGCCCGCUGGAACGGCUCCUGCGACCACGGUCCCCACUUCCCCGCCACCUCAUGCAACCGAAAGUUGGUCGGCGCCCGCUUCUUCGAUCACGGUUACCUCGCCAAUACGCAAGGCGGCAUCGGCAAGGGCUGGGACGUGUUCUCUCCCAUGGACUCCCAAGGCCACGGCACCCACACCGCCUCCACCGCAGCUGGCGGCGCCGUCCCCAAUGCCUCCCUUCGAGGCUACGCUGCCGGGGUCGCCUCCGGCAUUGCCCCCCGUGCCCGCAUUGCUGUCUACAAGGCCUGCUGGGCCUCGGGGUGCUACGACUCAGACAUCAUCGCCGCCAUCGAUGCGGCGGUCACCGACGGCGCCCACGUCAUCUCCAUCUCCCUCGGCGCCGGCGUCGUUCCUCUCCAAGUUGACCCAGUCGCCAUCAGCACCCUGGGCGCAGCCGAGCGCGGUGUCUUCGUUGCUGCCUCCGCCGGCAAUGAAGGCCCCCUCGAGUCGACAGUAGGCAACGUCGCCCCUUGGGUCACCACCGUCGGCGCCGGCGCCAUCGACCGCCGGUUCCCCGCCGACAUCAUUCUCGGCGAUGGCACCGUCGUGUCCGGCUUUUCCAUCCACAUCGGCCGGCGUUUUUCUCCAAAGCGUUCAUUCCCGCUCGUGUACGCGGCGAACGCGUCCCAGUCCGACUGGGAGGCGCCCAUGGCCGCCUUCUGCGGGCACGGGUACUUGGACCCCAGCAAGGUGCGCGGCAAAAUCGUGCUCUGCGAUCGCGGCGAGCUGUCGCGCGUCGAGAAGGGAUGGGUCGUGAAGCACGCCGGCGGAGUCGCGAUGAUCCUCGCCAACGAUCCUACGGACGGGGAGGGCGCGACCCCGGACGCCCACAUCCUCCCCGCCGUGUCAGUCGGCUACAAGGCCGGGAGGGCCAUCAAGGCGUACAUCAGCGCCAACGACGCUCCACGUGUCCGUUUAUCCUUCCAUGGGACCCAGGUCGGGGUCAAGCCCGCGCCGGCGGUUGCCGGGUUCUCCGCGCGCGGGCCCAGCUUGCACACCCCGCACCUCAUCAAGCCGGACCUGAUCGCGCCAGGCGUCAGCAUCCUGGCGGCCUGGCCGGACCGGGCGAGCCCCACGGGCUUAAAGGCCGACCGGCGCCGGACGGAGUUCAACAUCAUCUCCGGCACGUCCAUGUCGUGCCCCCAUAUCGCCGGGGGGGCGGCGCUGCUGAAGGACGCGCACCCGGACUGGUCGCCGGCGGCCAUCCGGUCGGCGAUGAUGACGACGGCCUAUGCCACGGAUAGCAUGGGCCAAGACUUGGUCGACGAGAGCACGGGAAACAGGUCCACCGAAUGGGCCUAUGGUUCCGGUCACGUGGACCCAGAGAAGGCCGUCGAUCCUGGCCUGGUCUAUGAUCUGACGGUGGACGAUUACUUGGACUUCAUGUGCAGCUCCAGUUACAGCAGCGCGACCAUCGAGAUGAUAGCCAGGAGACAGGUGAAUUGCUCGGAAAAGAUCGGACGGCCUUGGGAUCUCAAUUACCCAUCAAUUGCUGUGACGCUGGAGCAAUCUGAUACCGGUAAGCUUGAAGCCGUGGUUCAUCGGACGGUGAUGAAUGUGGGAGAGGACAAGGCAGAGUACACUGUAAGCAUCAAAGAGCCGAAAGGGGUGCUACUGGCGGUGGAGCCUCGGAAGCUGGUGUUCGGAGGCAGAGGUCGGAAGCAGGAGUUUGUCGUCAAGGUUUCGACGGAGCCCAUGGAGCUGCAGCCAUGGAAUUCAUGGACAGAGUUUGGAUCGGUGACGUGGAGCGACGGGAAGCAUAAGGUGAGGAGUCCAAUCGCAGUGACAUGGCAAAGGAAAGAUUAGGCAAUAUAAAUAUAAAUAUUUAAUAAGCAUGUCCCACCUGGAAGUGGAACGGUUGUAUUGAUAUAUUGCUUGCUAGAUUUGUUUCGAAUCUUGUGUUUCUUGCCUAGAUUUUGAGUUUUAUACAUUUGUCGAGAGGAAAACCACGCUGGUGAUUGAAGCAGGAGUUCUUUUUGUCUAAAUAAAUGUCAUACUAUUGCGGCAGGAACCUGGAGCUGUGGAGUCUGAAUUUACUUGGCUUGGAACUGCAACAGUCCUAAUCAGCAUAUUGCAUUGCCUUCUUGGUUCUCAAAAGAAGACAUCAGCUAUUUUAUGAGCAAAUUUGAGAAGUCUGGUUAUACCGGACAGAUCGAUUAUUACUAAUUUUUUGACUUGUAAGUUCUCUGCAGCAAGGUUUGGAAACUCUGUUUUGGCUCGGUUUAUGGAGGUUUUGUUUCGGCGGUUUUGAAAUUAUUAUUGGAGCCGUAGUCAAAAGAUCACUAAUCACAUCUAUGAUUUUAUCCAGGUUCUGAUUUGAUUUGGUGCGUUGUUUCCCAAGUUUUGUAAUGGUGAAAUCAUCUUUAGUGUUUCCACAAAAACUUUAUUUCGAAGAGAGAAAUGUUUUUUGUGUGGGAGAAAAUCCAAUAGAAAAGAAAAAAACAGCAAAUGAAUGGAAAGAAGACAUCUCUUCCAAUGCCACUCAAUUCAAGCUUUAUACACUCCCUGGUCCUCACUUCAAAUUCCAUUUAACAGGAA
Messenger RNA from Phoenix dactylifera (date palm), 3142 nucleotides. NCBI's taxonomy places the organism in Eukaryota, Viridiplantae, Streptophyta, Magnoliopsida, Arecales, Arecaceae. The record is from RefSeq and is a predicted model, not a curated record.